GCGCUGCCCUGCGGCCAGCCCCGGGCGGCCGCUCCGCGUCUGCUGAUCGGCGGGAGGCUGUCGGGGCGGCGGCGCUGCCUCGCUGACUGCGGCGUGGGGUUGGCGUUUCGGAAGGAGGAGGAAGAGGAGGGAGCUGGAAAAAGCUCUGCGGCUCGCAGCGGCCCGGGCGGGGGUGGGUCGGUGCAUGCAGCGCGGGGCGCACGCAGCAGCCUGCGGGACGCGGCCGGACGGAGGAUCCGCGCCGCCGCUGCUCGGUGCCGGUGCCGCGGGGGCGAGGGGCCGCCGCGGGGCCGCCGCCUGCCGCUCCGCCCGGCCGCGGGGGCCGGGGCUCGGCGCAGCCGGGCGCACACGUGGGCGCCUCUGCCGGCGCCGCCGCGGGGGCUGAGCGCCGCCGGGCGCGGGGCGGUGCCGCCGCCGCCGCCGCCGCUGCCCGCCGGGAGCCGCCGGGCGCCGCGGGCGCACGGCGGGGCUCAGCGCCGCGCCGGCACCCUCUUCCCCGCCGGCUGCGGCAGCAGCAGCAGCAGCAGUAGCGGCGCCCUGUAACGCUGCCCAUCGCAGCUCCUUCUCCCCCUCCUUUUUUCUUUUUUUUUUUUCCCUCUUCCUUCUUUUUUCUUCAAUUUUUUGUUUUCCAGCCUGCUUCGCCAGCGCGCUGAGAACAGUCUCUCUUCCAUUUAUUUGAUUCGCAGGUUUGUUUAUCUCUUUGGGGUUUUUUUUUCCCUCCCCCCCUUUUUUGCUGGCCGGCUCACUCCACCCCCGAAUUUUAUCUAGUUGUAGCAACUCGCUUCCUUCUGGUUUUUUUUUUUUUUAAAUUAGUAUUUUUUUCACCGGCGCCUCCCGUGUGUCUUUCGAUUGCGAGUCGUCCUUGCAGUACGGUUUUUAACUGCGUUUUGCCUGCAGAUCUUCUCUUUGUUUGCACACAUCCCCUUUUUAUUUUUUAAUUUUUUUUUUCGUGCUUGUUGUUGUUCGUUGUUAAAGUCACUCUUUUUUUGGGGGGCGCUGUAUUUAAACACUUAAAAUGCACUGCUAUCUCCUGAGCGUGUUUCUCACCGUGGAUCUGGCCACCGUGGCUUUCAGCCUGUCUACCUGCAGCACCCUCGAUAUGGAUCAGUUUAUGCGCAAGAGGAUCGAGGCGAUCCGGGGGCAGAUCUUGAGCAAACUGAAGCUCACCAGCCCCCCGGACGAGUACCCCGAGCCCGAGGAGGUGCCCCCGGAGGUCAUCUCCAUCUACAACAGCACCAGGGACCUGCUGCAAGAGAAAGCCAACCACAGAGCCGCCACUUGCGAAAGGGAGAGGAGCGACGAGGAGUAUUAUGCCAAAGAAGUUUACAAAAUAGACAUGCAGCCUUUUUACCCCGAAAAUGCCAUCCCACCGAGCUAUUACAGCCUUUACUUCCGAAUCGUCAAAUUUAAUGUCUCAGCGAUGGAGAAGAAUGCCUCCAACUUGGUGAAGGCUGAGUUCAGGGUCUUCCGCCUGCAGAACUCGAAGGCACGGGUCUCAGAGCAGCGGAUAGAGCUGUACCAGGUUGUAAAAUAUAAAGAAUUAUCAUCACCAGGACAGCGCUACAUUGACAGCAAAGUAGUUAAAACAAGAGCUGAAGGAGAAUGGCUGUCUUUUGAUGUCACUGAGGCUGUACAUGAGUGGCUCCAUCACAGAGACAGGAACCUUGGAUUUAAGAUAAGCUUACAUUGUCCAUGCUGCACCUUCGUGCCUUCCAAUAAUUAUAUCAUCCCAAAUAAAAGUGAGGAGCUUGAAGCAAGAUUUGCAGGUAUUGAUGACUACACAUAUUCCAGUGGUGAUGUGAAAGCUUUAAAGUCCAAUAGGAAAAAAUACAGUGGGAAGACCCCACAUCUUCUGCUAAUGUUAUUACCCUCCUACAGACUUGAGUCGCAACAGCCCAGUCGGCGGAAGAAGCGUGCUCUAGAUGCUGCCUAUUGUUUUAGGAAUGUGCAGGAUAAUUGCUGUCUGCGUCCACUUUAUAUUGACUUCAAGAGGGAUCUUGGCUGGAAAUGGAUUCAUGAACCUAAAGGAUAUCAUGCUAAUUUCUGUGCAGGAGCCUGCCCAUAUUUAUGGAGCUCAGAUACUCAGCACAGCAGGGUACUCAGCUUGUAUAAUACCAUAAAUCCAGAAGCUUCUGCCUCUCCGUGCUGCGUCUCCCAAGAUUUGGAACCCCUCACCAUCCUCUACUACAUUGGCAAAACACCCAAAAUUGAACAGCUGUCCAACAUGAUCGUAAAGUCUUGCAAGUGCAGCUAAAGGAUAUCCCUGAAACAGCAUGAUGUGUGUGUAUUGAAAAAAAUAACCAAGAAAAAAGUGAAAGAGCGAGAAGGAAAGAAAGAAAAAUGAAAACCCAGGUUCAUCAGUGUUAAAAGAAAAAAAAAAAAAAAGAAGAAAAAAAGCGGUACUAGUCUGAACUGUUUGAAAGUUUGUUUUGUUUUUUUUUUUUUGUUUAAACUGGCAUCUGAAGCAAAACAUUGAAGGCCUUUAUCCUACAUUUCACCUACACAUAGUGUGAGGUAGACAAGAAGCAAAGUUAAAGAAAAAAAAACCUUUUAAAAAAUAAACACUGGAAGAAAUUUGUUAGUGUUACUAUGUGAAAGGAAAAAACCAGGAAAAUCCCAUGAAGUGGAGUUGCUGUAUCUGUCCCGUGCCUUACUUGAUCUCUCUGUAUUGUUAUGCAAUAGGCAUCCUACCCAUUCCUCUUAGUUGUAGAGUAAACAGUGCAUUAUUUAUUUGUGUGUAAAAACUAUCAAAUGAACGUUUCCGUAUCGCCAUUGGAAAAAAGAAAACCAGCCAAUGUGGACAAAGUGGAGACCAAAUAAGCUGCCAGAAAUACAUAUAAAGCCUAAAGGAACACAAGCUCAAAAGAAUCAGAAAAGUAAUGGUUAGUUUAGUUUGAUUAAAAUAGAAAUCGGUUAUUGUAUUAUUGAGAAACUCUGCCUUUAAAAUACCUUAUUUUUCAUGCCAGCUGCCUAGAGAGGCUUCUUGUAAGGUCUCAAACCCUUGUUUUAAAUACUGAAUAAUUUACUAAUAAAGGACACUCUGUUUCAGUCUCAAAGACAAGUCUAUAAGAAUUUUUUUUUUACUGUAAAUGAUUUAAAAUGUCAGCUUAGUAAACCAGUGAAAUAUUUAACAUGUACUGGUCUAAUCUUCAGACCUUAAUAUGUUGCUGUAUAGCUAUGCUAUGGGAUUUUUUUGUUCUUUUGGUAUAUGUAACCAUACCUAGAGUAUUACAAUAGGUGGGUAGUAAAAGCCAGCUUAAUUGGAAACAUAUCUGUAGAUCUCUAUUUGUAAACUAUUAAAAAAUCAAGUACUUUAUGUGUAAUGUGUAAAUUUUCACCAUAUUUUUGUACUCUGUAAUACUGUCAGCUCUCAUGAGUUUGAAUUUGAAUUUGGGGCUCUUUUUGAUCACUCAGAAUCAUGUGUUUCCCUCUAGCUGGCCAGUAUGAGUAGAGUCCCUGUAUUUUGACUUGCACUACAAAUACAUGUUUUUUAAUAAUUGCUAUACAUGUGGUUUGUAUGUUGUUCAUCAUUAUGACAUAAGCUACCUGACUCCAUUUGUUUUUCUGUUUUAUAAAAAGGAUGGAUUAAAGCAAUCUCUCCCCCCUCCCCCCCGCCCUUGGUUGUCCCCAUUUGUAACACUUGAAUCGCGAUGCGGUUCGGAUUCCUAGACCUUCUUACUUCCUUUUGGCUAUAGACAUUCAAACAGAUGGGCAGGGAUCAAGGUGUUGCAAGAAGAGAUGUCCCAGCCUGGCUGAGGCAAGGCAAACCCUUGCAGAGAAUGACAUUCACCACUGUGCAGAGGCUGGUAGGAAGCGCCUGCCACGGUGAUGCCCCACAUGGGGCGCGAGUGGGAUCAGUUUGCGGUCAGAGGCCGUGCGUCGGCCAUGCACUCAGCGGGGGCUUGCCACCGCAGUUAGUCCAUGGGACUGAUCCUGCUCCUACUGCAGGUAACAGAGGUUUGCCUUUAACUUCUGCAGCGGCACAGCAGGCCCCUGUAAGCUGUUGGAGUGUGCGUAAGGAUUAGUAGGACCAGACCCUUGAUUUUUGUGAGUUUGCCAAUUUUUUUCCAAUUUGAGUUCACAUAAAUAUUCUUUUAAAAAAAAGAGAAGGAGAAAGAGCCAUGGGGUUCCUAGGGUUUUGUUGUUGUUACACAUGUUUAAAUAUUGUAGGGGGAGUAAAACAAAAAAUCCACAUCAUACUCUUCAUUUUAAAAAAGCCCCAACCUAAAUUAGCAAAAAAGCCAUGAAGAAGGCGCAUUCAGUUCAUUUCCUGUGAUGAAUGGUUUUGCACAGCAAAGCUGGAAAACUGCGUUAGAAAUGUACUACUUGGAUGAGAAGGACAUUUUCUGUCAAUGACCCGAGCGGUGUCGGGAGGAUGCUCCUGAGCUUGAUGUUGUCAGCUCCAGUUUUAAGAAGUGCAAUUUCUUUGGCUUCAGCAGAACACUGAUGCAAAACUGAAGUACCGCAGCGGCUUGCACAUGCAGCUCCUCGGGACUUCGGUAGAGACUGUGCUUAUUGCCUAGAUGGAAACGUAGCCCCACAGAUGAUCUAAUCCCACCCGUUGACUCAGCGCAGAGGAGGAGGUAUGUUAGACUUCUGAUUUAUUUAGUGAGUUGAGAUGAACAAGUGAAAAAUCUGUCCUGCUAACACUUGCUUGAGCCAGACUUACUCCAGUGAGAAGAUGCACUGAACUCAGUGAAACUCCUCAGGGUAGUAAAUACUCUGGAUUUUGUUGUAUACAGCAGCAAAAUUAGUUUUAUCAGGUUCAGUAUGAGAACUGUAUUUUUGUUGGACAGGAAAGGAGACAAGGAUGAACACGUUUUAAAAAACUUAAUAACAUUUUUGCAGUUCUCUGCUAUGGGAAUGCAGCUCAAAACCAGUUUUGAAGCUUUGAAAAAGUGGAAUAGGAGAUAGCAUAAUUGUCCAACUAUACUCACUAUGCGCUGGACGCAGCUGAAAAUUUCGGUUUGGGUUUGGAGUGUUUCUCUAAAUUUAAGUAUAAAACCUUAUUUCUGUAAGUCAUUACCCCAAGAUUGAAUACUUUUUUGUUUCUACUUUUUUUUCUCAAAUGCACUGAUAUUAUUUGAAAUACUCUAUUAUAAAGCUCCUAACGAUUUUUUUGUUUAUUUGUUUAUUAGUCAUGUGUUUCCCUUUAACUACCAAGGAUGUUAGGCCUGAUCCUACAAUGUGCAGAACUCAUGGGUGAAAUUCCCCUCUACAGAGUGGGGUAAUGUGAGACCUAAGCACUGCUCAGGUCUGAUGUAAAUCCCCCUCGAAUGAUGUUUAGACGGGUCUGCAACAGCUCAAGGACUUUGUGCCAGAGGCCUUAUCACAACAAGGUAAUUGCCACUGUCUGAGCAAAGUCCCUGAGAACUGGUGGGAAAUGUUCAGCACCUUGAAUGAUCAGACCCAAGGGGUCAACUGGGGCUGAGGGGGAAUCUUAGCACUUAGCUGGGUGGGGUAGGACAGCAUUUUUUAUGUGUUUAGCAUCAAUACAAUUGUAUGGUUGGCAUUGUUUAAAGGAGGAAAAAAAGGAACUUAAAGGACAGCUGUGUUGUACUUUGGUGAUCGAUUACUCUGUAUUUUAACACAUUGUAUGUCUGUUUUUGUGGUGCUCUAGUGGUAAAUAAAUUAUUUCAAUUAUA
Messenger RNA from Phalacrocorax carbo (great cormorant), 5645 nucleotides. The record is from RefSeq and is a predicted model, not a curated record. NCBI's taxonomy places the organism in Eukaryota, Metazoa, Chordata, Aves, Suliformes, Phalacrocoracidae.